GGAAGGGCGGCCGCGGGCCUUUUCCUGUGGGAGCCGGGGCGCCGCGAGGACCGGACGGUGGCGGCGGCGGCGGCGGCGGCGGCAGCCGGAGCCAGAGAACGGACGAUCGAGAUGGCCGAGUGGGAGACAGCGGCGCCGGCCGUGGCCGAGACCCCGGACAUCAAGCUGUUCGGGAAGUGGAGCACGGAUGACGUCCAGAUCAACGACAUCUCCCUCCAGGACUACAUCGCCGUGAAAGAGAAAUAUGCCAAGUACCUGCCCCACAGCGCGGGCCGCUACGCGGCCAAGCGUUUCCGCAAGGCGCAGUGCCCCAUCGUGGAGCGGCUGACCAACUCCAUGAUGAUGCACGGACGCAACAACGGCAAGAAGCUCAUGACCGUGCGCAUCGUCAAACACGCCUUUGAGAUCAUCCACCUCCUCACCGGCGAGAAUCCCCUGCAGGUGCUGGUGAACGCCAUCAUCAACAGCGGCCCCCGCGAGGACUCCACCCGCAUCGGGCGAGCGGGGACGGUGCGGAGGCAAGCCGUAGACGUGUCUCCCCUCAGGAGGGUCAACCAGGCAAUCUGGCUGCUCUGCACCGGGGCCCGCGAGGCCGCCUUCCGCAACAUCAAGACCAUCGCCGAGUGCCUGGCCGACGAGCUCAUCAACGCCGCCAAGGGCUCCUCGAACUCCUACGCCAUCAAGAAGAAGGACGAACUGGAGCGUGUGGCUAAAUCCAACCGCUAAAGCCUUUUCCCCCAGGGGGAUUUGCUUGAAAAUAAAUACCGAGCACCCACCCCCGUUGGGGGGCCGCAUCCACUCC
Molecule: messenger RNA, 802 nt
Organism: Ornithorhynchus anatinus (platypus)
Lineage: Eukaryota; Metazoa; Chordata; Mammalia; Monotremata; Ornithorhynchidae
Gene: RPS5
Product: ribosomal protein S5
Exons: 6
Coding region: 112-726 (204 amino acids)
Biological process (GO): ribosomal small subunit assembly; translation
Cellular component (GO): cytosolic small ribosomal subunit; ribosome
Molecular function (GO): rRNA binding; structural constituent of ribosome; mRNA binding
Source: RefSeq, a predicted model, not a curated record